CUGUUCCUGAAAGAGGAGUAACUGACCCACUGGUACCUGGAACCCAGCACCCAGGAGGUGAACCCAGACGGACCCGAGGAGGAGCCUGUGUCCUAUAUCUUUGGGAGGCUGCUCACUGCGGGAUCAAGAUGACCACAGCCACUACUUUGGGGGAUGCUGUCUUCUCGCUGAACAUGACCAGAGGAGAAGACUUCCUGUCUAAGAGUUCUGGAGCCAUCGUUGCUGCCAUCGUGGUGGUUGUCAUCAUCAUCGUCACCUUGGUUCUGAUCCUGCUGAAGGUGUACAACAGGAGAAUGAGGACCAGGCGGGAGCUGGAGCCCAAGAGCCCAAAGCCACCUGUGCCUCCUGCUCUGGACCCAAACAGCAAUGGCGGCCAGCAGCCUGCGACUGUGACCUUCAACCACGAAGACAACAAAGUGGAGACUCGGUGACCCUGCCCGGCGCCAUCCCUGCCUCUACAAACAGCUUUUAUGACCCAGAAGCACACUCUUCUGGCAGCUUCACUGAGUUCUUUCUGGUUGGGUAAA
Molecule: messenger RNA, 527 nt
Organism: Onychomys torridus (southern grasshopper mouse)
Lineage: Eukaryota; Metazoa; Chordata; Mammalia; Rodentia; Cricetidae
Gene: Ncmap
Product: non-compact myelin associated protein
Exons: 4
Coding region: 129-431 (100 amino acids)
Biological process (GO): regulation of myelination; peripheral nervous system myelin formation
Cellular component (GO): paranode region of axon; plasma membrane; Schmidt-Lanterman incisure
Molecular function (GO): structural constituent of myelin sheath
Source: RefSeq, a predicted model, not a curated record